Messenger RNA from Setaria italica (foxtail millet), 3003 nucleotides. Its product is annotated as cell division control protein 48-like. Gene Ontology annotation, cellular component: mitochondrial outer membrane. NCBI's taxonomy places the organism in Eukaryota, Viridiplantae, Streptophyta, Magnoliopsida, Poales, Poaceae. The record is from RefSeq and is a predicted model, not a curated record. Gene Ontology annotation, molecular function: ATP binding; ATP hydrolysis activity.
UCGACUCCGACUUCGACUUCGACUUCCGUUCCAUUUCCUUCUCCGGAAAGCGUAACGAGCCGCCCGCCCGCCAUGGUGGAGACCCGCCGGAGCGCCGCCGCUGCGGCGAACCCGGGCGGACGAGGGAAGCUCGGCCGUGGCAGGAGCAAGCGCCCGGUGGCGCCAUCCUCCGCUCCGCCGCGGCCGGCGCGGACCAAGCGAAGCAAGGCGGAGGCGAAUGUGACGGCGGAGCAGCCGCUGCAGGGGCGGCCGUGGGCGAAGAUGCUGUCGCAAAUCCCGCAGCAAGGAGGUCCAUGUGAGUUAGAGGUCACAGGUGAAAGUGGUCUGGUUGUAGUAAAUGGAACACGCGUCAUCCAAGGUGCCAAAGUUCCCCUCAGAAGAGGGGAUGAGGUUGUUUUUGGUCAAAGUGGCAAGCAUGCCUAUAUUUUUCGGCAUCCUCUGAGGGAUGCUGAAGUUACUAGAGCAGGAUCUGCCCUUGAAAAUCAGAGUGAUCCUAAUCCAUCAGCCACUUCAUCUCUGAGCGCAUGGCAAGCCUUUAAGGAUGGGUUGAAACAAGGAAUUGUUAGCCCCGAGGAUAUUGAUGUUACCCUUGAUAAUUUCCCAUAUUAUCUCAGUGAGAGUACAAAGGAGAUGCUCUUGUUAUCUGCAUUCAUACACAUGGAAAGGGAGUUCAAUAAAUGUUUACAAAAAAUUUCUUCUCUAAAUCAGCGAAUUCUUUUAUCUGGUCCAUCAGGGUCUGAAAUGAAUCAGGAAACAUUGACAAAGGAGCUUGCAAAGCAUUUUGAUGCUAGACUUCUCAUUCUUGAUUCUCUUAUGCUGUGUGGUACGUCUUCAAAGUUCCAAGAGGUCCUAACGGAUAUCAGGAGCAAUGAUGCACUAAGUUCUAGUCCAGGAGCUGAUGUGGGAACAUCCAACAAAAACACUUGCAGAGAAGGAGAUAGGUUAGAGUAUAUUGGCGAUGGUUCCGUAAAGUCAAUACCCAGUGCUUAUUAUUAUCGAGGCAAAGUGGUGCUUGCUUUUGAAAAAAAUGGGUCAUCUAAAGUUGGAGUUAGAUUUGACAAUGCUAUCGAAUAUGGCAAUGAUCUUGGAGGCUUUUGUAGUGCUGUUGAACUUCAGCCAGAGUCUUCUGGUGGUGAAGAAGUUGAUAGCCUUGCUUUAGGCAAGUUAAUUUAGGUCAUUUCAGAAGAAAGCAAAAACAGUAAUUUGAUUGUAUUACUAAAGGAUGUAGAAAAGUCAUUUACCAAAUGUACAGAAUAUCAUGCAUCACUGAGAAGUGAACUUCCAGCUGGUGUUCUGAUAAUUGGGUCUCACACUCAGGGAGGGAGCUGUAAGGAUCAGCCAGCCAUUGGAAGUGCUACAGAGAAAACAAAUCAUCUACAUGAUCUUUUCCCUAAUAAAAUUCCCAUUGAACUUCCCCAGAAUGAAGCACAACUAUCGGAUUUGAAGAAACAACUGGAACACGAUACUGAAACCCUUAAAGCUCAAGCCAAUACUAGCAAUAUUCGUAAGUUUCUAAUCAGCAGAGAAAUUGAAUGCAAUGAUCUUGAGGAAUUAUCCAUCAAUGACCAAUUACUGACUACUGAAAAUGUGGAUAAGAUUGUCGGAUAUGCAAUUAGCCAUCACCUUCAACAAAUUAAACCCCAAAAGGGUGGCAAAAUGGUACUUCCAAUUGAAAGCCUCAAGCAUGGAUUUAGUGUUGUACAGAGCACGCACAGAGGAAAUAAGAGCUCAAAACAUACACUAAAGGAUGUGGACACAGAGAAUGUGUUUGAGGAAAUCGUUCUUUCAGAUGUAAUAUCAUCUAAUGGCACUGGAGUAAGCUUUGAGGACAUUGGAGCCCUGGACAGCGUGAAAGAGACACUGAAGGAAUUGGUGAUGCUCCCUCUACAAAGACCUGAAUUGUUCACUGAAGGGCAGCUAAGAAAGCCUGUGAAGGGAAUACUGCUCUUUGGACCUCCUGGAACAGGCAAAACAAUUAUUGCAAAAGCGGUAGCUACUGAGGCAGGUGCAAACUUUAUCAACGUGUCAGUAUCAAGCAUUAUGUCAAAGUGGCUUGGAGAAGCAGAGAAAUAUGUGAAGGCCAUUUUCUCUUUGGCUAGUAAAAUAUCUCCUGCAGUAAUAUUUGUUGAUGAGGUUGACAGUUUGCUAGCAAAGAGAGAAAGUGCAGUCGAGCACGAAGCAAUGCGCAAGAUGAAAAAUGAAUUUAUGGUAAAUUGGGAUGGUUUGCGUACUAAAGAGCAAGAACGUGUAAUCGCUCUUGGAGCUACAAAUAGGCCAUAUGAUCUUGAUGAUGCUGUUAUCCGAAGGUUUCCUUGCAGAUUAAUGGUGAGCCUUCCUGAGGCAUCAAACAGAGAGAAGAUUUUGAGAGUAAUACUAUCGAAGGAAAUUUUGGCACCAGAUGUGGACCUCAAAUUAGUUGCCAAUAUGGCUGAUGGAUAUUCAGGGAGUGACUUGAAGAAUCUUUGUAUUACUGCGGCUUUUUGCCCUGUUCGUGAAAUCAUGGAGAAGGAAAAAAAGGAGAAGAGUUUGGCGAUUGCUGAAGGUAGGCCGCCAUUGUAUGGAAGCAAGGACAUUCGCCCAAUUAAAAUGGAUGACUUCAAAUUUGCGCUUGGCCAGGUGUGUGUUAGCUUUUCAACUGCUUCAAGAACCAUGUAGUUGAACAAUGAAUGGAUCCUACAAAAACAACAGCAUCUGUACAGUUGCUAUACUACACCAUGGGCAUGUUCUCGCAAGUCAGUGUGCCCCAAUCAGUUACAGUUUAGGAGUUUUUCCUCUGCUCCAACAUUCAGGAGCAACUGCCUCAGACGCUCCCUUAGCUAGAUUGUCUACUAAAGAAUGAUUGUGAUGAUUUGACAUGACACUCCCCUGUUCAUUGCCCUUUACCCUAUUCCUUUCUUUUUUGUUCUCCUGCUAAUUGUACAAAUUGGUAAAGGCCUUGUGGAUGUAAAGAACCGAUUCGAUUGAUUGUUGCACAUAUACAGAUUGUCUCCGUUACAUCCCAAA